Messenger RNA from Pieris macdunnoughi, 717 nucleotides. The record is from the annotation of a GenBank genome assembly. NCBI's taxonomy places the organism in Eukaryota, Metazoa, Arthropoda, Insecta, Lepidoptera, Pieridae.
AUGUUGUGUGGUGUGCAGAUUUUUGUUAUUUUAUUAAUGUGUACUAAAUGUUUAUGUCAGGUAAAUCAAAAAAACGUUACUGCCUUCCUCCUCAAGUACGAGCAUUACAUGAAGGCCUCCCAUGACCUGGAUAGAAGUGACAAGGCGCUCCUAAAGAGCUGGGCUUCUGUAGCGCAGGUGGAUCGCGUCAAUGUGACUUCACAUUACCGCCUUGAGAUGGUACGCCAUAAGGAACAUAGCUUUAGUCGGAACAAUAUUAGUCAGAAGUGGCUGGAAUGUUUAUCGCUACAUGAGCUGGAAAUAAAGAGACCCGAGCGAAAUUACUACCGUUGCGAAGCGGACUGCUUGCAGGUAGCAAGCGUGGCAGAUCACCAAGAGAAGAAAGCCGUUCACCAGGUUGCUAAAGAGAUUAAGCAAUGGCGAAAAAGCUUUCGAUAUUUAGCAAAUCAGUGCCAUUUGGAUAACCCAAGAAACGAGGACGCAGCGGGUGCAUGCCUUGUGGAAUACAUUCAACGGGACAAUUACGACUUAUCAUUACAAAGACUAAUGAAUCUCAAACAAAAAUGUAUAGGUGACAUAUAUUUAAAGAUGGCGUUUUCUUCUAAUGACUUGAACGAAUGCCUGAAAACCUGCCUUUCGCAAUUUCUUUAUGAAAUCAGAAAUGUAAUGGAUACGUUACAUUUAUGUUAUGAAAUCAAAAGUAAAUAUAAGGAGUAA